Ictalurus furcatus (blue catfish) is the source of this 2032-nucleotide messenger RNA. RefSeq names its product claudin 33b (gene cldn33b). NCBI's taxonomy places the organism in Eukaryota, Metazoa, Chordata, Actinopteri, Siluriformes, Ictaluridae. Gene Ontology annotation, cellular component: plasma membrane; bicellular tight junction. The record is from RefSeq and is a predicted model, not a curated record. Gene Ontology annotation, biological process: bicellular tight junction assembly; cell adhesion. The transcript has a single exon. Bases 182 to 850 code for a protein of 222 amino acids. Gene Ontology annotation, molecular function: structural molecule activity.
UCUCAAGUUGAGAUGAUGCGUGCAUUUUUGAGUGGAAACUGAAGGACUGUGAAGCUGAAGUAGCUGGAGUGGUCAGCACUAAUUGGCUCAAAGACACGUUCCUUCUCUCUCUCUCUUGCUCUCUCUCUCUUCAAACGAGAGCACCAGAAGUUCUACCCAGAUCUGAGGGCCAAGGAGUGCUAUGUCGAAUCCGUGUUCCGCCAUUCUGGAGCUGCUGGGUAUGGCCGUGGGGGUGGGGGCAUGGCUCUGCUCGCUUGCUGCUACAAUCAUGCCCAAUUGGCUGACCCUCUCCACUGAGCUACUGGUUGUUGAGAGCUAUGAAGUCGGCCUGUGGGAGUCCUGUGUGGUGCAGGAGGGGGCAGUAACCGAGUGUCGUGCCUUUGAAACCCUGCUGGGUCUGUCGCUAAACCUCACACUGGCACGCAUCUGCAUGUGCAUUUCAGAUGCCAUAGGAAUUCUGGGCCUCCUGAUUGCUGUCCCAGGUCUGAGACUGGUGAAAAGUUGUGGGGGGUCACAGGGAUGGCGGGUGAAGCGCGGCAUCAAGAUCACGGCAGGGGUGAUGGGCCUGACAGCUGGCAUCCUUGAACUCUUUCCUGUCUCCAAUGUCGCCCAUGAGACCGUUUUGAAGUUCCAUGAUCACACAGUGCCUCAUACUGUGCCUCGCUGGGAGUUUGGCGACGCGUUGUUCAUCGGCUGGGCUGCAGGAUUUUUUUAUAUCAUCUCUGCAGUGUUGUUCUUCGUUUCAUGUUGCGGUUCGGAAGAGAACGAGAUGCACAUAGAGUACCACCAUCACCCAGAAAAGUUUCAGCCUGAGAACUCCUCAUCCAAAAAGCGUGUAGAGUACGUUUAGCAAGUGCUAGGAACCAUUCAGAGUGUUUCUAAUGUGACAGGACAGAUGAACUGAAGAAUUUCCCUCUAUAAUGUACACUGCUCUCUCUUUUCUUUGGUCACUGCAGUCCAACAGGUAACGGUGAUUAACUCUAUGGGUAUGUGAUAAUAUCUCUGCACUGCACUCCAAUUAGUAAUAGCUUUCUAUUUUCAGCUGGCGUGAAUUAAUAUGCUUAAACUGCUUAAACAUAUGUACACAGCUUUUCUUUUCCCUAAGAGAUAUUUUCUGAUUUUCCAUCUAGCAGUGCAUAGUGUGCAGUGGUACAUAUAUUUGGUGAUAUAUUUAGAAUGUACAAUAGUAUAGUUUCAUAUUUACAGUGACAAAUCGUUUGAGUGUAUUUCUGUAGAUACUAUUAUUUACCUAGAUAUCAUACAUGUUAUUAGGUUACAAUAGUAAUAAAGUAUCUGCAAGAAAAACUGCUUGUUGGGAAAAUGAGCUCUUAAGAAACAGGUUCAUGUCAGUUACAAAUGCAGCUCUUGUAGUUUAGUUAUCAUGUGACUGGGAGAAAAAUAGCACCUGACCAACGUCUCCUGUUGAUUCAUAAUAACGCAAUAAUCUAGAAUGAAAAGUCCUAUUUCGGUUGAAUGCAUGCAUGUCACUUGGUAAGCUCUUCGUGUAAGAAACGGGGUAGCUUUUGGCAGGGUUUGGAAGAAGGUUAAGGGUGUGCUUUAGUCUAAUUGCAUCUGAUGGUCUCUCCAUAUCAGCAAGUGGAUUAAGCUGCAUUUAAUGAAGUCCCUAACGAACAGUAUGUCCUAAUGAGGAAUGCCAAACAGAACCACCCUGCUGCCUCCUCUUUAUGUUGAUUACCCUGAUUUGACCUCAUGAAGGGUACAACUGGCCAGUUUAUCCUGGGGAAAAAAUACAAGAGAAUGUGACUCAGAAAUGAGACAUUUGUCUCAUUCUUAGAAAAGAUAAUCACUUUUUCAGACUCUUGUCUUCACUAGGCUUUCAAAAACACAUUAACUUUAAAUGUGAUGUGUAUGAAUUAUACAAGAGUCAAUUUGAUUUAACUUUCCUAUUAUGUUGGAGAAAAAAAGUUAAAUCCAUUAUGUUAUGGGUCAAAAUGACUUUGACAGUUUAAAUACACACAAAAACAGCAAAGAACAGCUUAAAACAGUAAACCUUUAUUAUGGCUUGUCUGAG